AUGUGCCUGUCGGCUGAUGGCGAUUUGCAGCCGAUUACUUUCGAUGAACGGGGCGCAUCUCUUUUGCAACAAAUAUUCGCCUGUACGCAGGUUGAGAUGAAACUAUUGCCCGAAUUUCCAUCGUAUUUGUGCUCGGCCUGCGAAUCGCGCUUGGAUUCUUUGCAUAAGUUUCGCUGCCUAUGCGUUCUAAAGAAUAAAAAAGUCGAACGAGUUCACGAAGAAGUGGACACAACAAAUUUGACCGCUGCCGAAAUAACUGCAAAACCUCCGAACAUACGCCAAACCGAUGGCGUUGAAUCGGUGUGGAUCAAAACUGAGGUUGUCGCAGAACAUCCUUCAGAGGAUUAUCAAUCGAGUGAAACGGUUUCUAAUUCACAACAGAUAAGCGGCACAUACGAUUAUUAUCAUCGUAACGAUUUGUUUGAGGCGGAGGAAGUAUCACUGGAAACUCUUUUGAAACGUGAACCAAUGGACGAGGAACAACAACCAUCGGAUGCAGAUCUGAAACAUGAGCUCAAGACGGAUCCUUCCAAUUUCAGCUCCAAAGGCUCUACAUUGAGUCAAAUGGAUCCUAGUGCUGACGAGGAUUCAGGAUAUCCUUGUCAUCUAUCGGUCUCGACAGUUGACGAGCAGCAACUGUGUCCGUCGAAUGAGCACCGAAGUCCACAACAAGAUAUCACCGUAGCAGAGUUUCCAGAGUUGCCAGAGCAUGAUUCAAAAAUUAAUACUGAUGUCCACAGAAUCAAGCAAAAACGCCAUCAGUGUCCGCACUGUCCACGAGAGUUCGUGCGGGCAGGUGGUCUAAAGAAUCACAUUCGCUGGCACACCGAUGAGGAGCCAUUCCAGUGUGAGGUCUGUGGCAUAACGUUCUACUCGAAACAAAUGUUGAUGGGGCACGCUAGCAUACUCAACUAG
Anopheles cruzii is the source of this 915-nucleotide messenger RNA. Its product is annotated as zinc finger protein sens-like. The coding region runs from base 1 to 915 and encodes 304 amino acids. The record is from RefSeq and is a predicted model, not a curated record. Gene Ontology annotation, cellular component: nucleus. Lineage: Eukaryota; Metazoa; Arthropoda; Insecta; Diptera; Culicidae. Gene Ontology annotation, molecular function: zinc ion binding. The transcript is spliced from 4 exons.